CCCAUGGAGUGUUACUACAUUGUCAUCAGCUCCACUCAUCUCAGCAAUGGGCACUUUCGCAACAUCAAGGGAGUUUUCCGAGGUCCCCUCAGCAAGAACGGCAACAAAACUCUGGAUUAUGCUGAGAAGGAAAACACAAUAACAAAGGCUUUAGAAGACCUAAAGGCCAACUUCUACUGUGAACUAUGUGACAAACAAUAUUAUAAACACCAGGAGUUUGACAAUCAUAUUAAUUCAUAUGACCAUGCUCACAAGCAGAGGCUUAAGGAAUUAAAACAAAGAGAAUUUGCAAGAAAUGUAGCAUCCAAGUCCAGGAAAGAUGAAAGAAAACAGGAAAAAGCUAUUCAACGACUACACAAGCUGGCUGAGCUACGGAAAAAAGCCACGUGUGCUCCUGGGAGUGGCCCUAUGUUCAAGUCAACCACUGUCACAGUGAGAGAGAAUUUUAAUGAAAUUUCACAAAAUGAUGUGGUAGAUUCAUUAAAUAAAGAGGAAGAAUCUAAGGAUACAUUGAUUCACAAUUAUCAGAAUGCUAAAGAUGCUGAUGCUAUUGCUUCAACUCCAGAAAGUUCAAAUAAUUAUAAAGCAAAAUCCAAUCAUAUUGGAGACCAAGCUCCUGUAGUUCAUGGGCAGAAGAUUGGUUUUUCUUUUGCCUUUCCAAAGAAAGCAUCAGUGAAGCUGGAAUCUUCAGCUGCAGCUUUCUCUGAAUACAAUGAUGAUGCUUCUGCAGAAAAUGGUUUUAACAGAAAAAGUAGAUUUGUCCCUGGAGUUUGUCAUCACCUAUUAUCUUUACCAACAGAAGUAAUUUUGAAUGCUGAAGAGAAGCCAAAUUCAUUUCAUCCACUUGGGGAAAUGAUCUCUGAAAAAGAAGAAACUCCUCAAACUACAGAGACAAAAGAACCUGUGAAUAAAAAUGAUACUUUAUUAGUGCUUCCUUUUUGCCAGCCCGAAUUCCUAUUGUCUGCUGCUUCUGAGGGCUAUGAGAAUCCAACUGCAUUACCAGAUCAGACAAAAUCCAAAGAUGUCAUUAUUAAUCAAGAUGCAUCUACAGACUCUAAUGGAUCUGAACUAUUAGGAAAUAGUUCAACAUCUAUUUCCAUUGGUAGUGAUUGUUUGUCAUCAUCCACUAUCCAAGAGGAAAAUUCAAAGAGUCUUUGCAGUGAUUCAUCCUUUAGUGAACCUGAAGGUAAAACACUGGAGCCUGAAAUUUUGGUCCCUCCAAAUAUUGAUGGAGACAACACAACUUUGAAGACUAGAGAGGACAUAUGUAAAAAACCGCAGAAGCCUUUUGUGCCUGUGCUUAGUAAGUAUGGAUCAACAGUUCUUCAAUGGCCAUCUGAAAUGUUGAUUUACACAACUACUGAACCAUCAAUUUCUUACAGUUGUAAUCCUCUAUGCUUUGACUUUAAGUCUACUCAGUCAAGAAACAGUCUUGAGAAAAAUAAUGAUAAUUUAAAUUUUCUUCAUUCUCAUCAAAUGAUUGAAGAUUUUUAUAGGAGUCCAGCUACAGACUGCAAGGAUGAUUCCAUCAGAGAGGACAAUGAUUAUGAAAUUAUAAAUAACAAAAAAGAGUAUAACCAUGCCAUAUCACUUAUAACCAAUUGUAAUUUUACCAAAGGCUGUGAUUCCAGAAAGAGUAAGGAGGAUAUAGGUAUAAAGCUUAAAGAUGAUCCAUAUACUAUUGGAAAACCAGAUAAAUUUAUCUUCAUCAAAAAAAAAGUAAGGCAAGGCAUUAUGGAUGAGAAACAUAAUAAAAUAUGGUUAAAGGAAACUCAUGAAAAUUCAUUUCACAGAAGUAGAAAAAAGAAAAGAAGAAGAAAAUUAUGUCAGCAUCAUUAUGGAGAAUUAAUCAAGGAAGAAUCAGAUACUUCUUUCAAAAUGGAACCAGAGACUAAUCAUGUUGAUGUAGCAAAGAACUGUGAAUUGGAAACAAUUUCAGAAAAAGGUAGUGAUGAAUGUAAAAAUAACUGGCUAACUAAAGAUGAAUUACAAGAACCACAUGAAUUAGCUGACAAAAGACCCGAAUCAGUGCCCAUCUAUGUACACAAGAAUAAAGGAAUGUGUAAGAUUUGGAACAUAAAACAGAACAGUGGUGAAGCUGUCAGUUCCAAAAAUUUCCAUAGAAAGAGCAAAACUAGUUUACAUGGGCCAAUAAAUCAAAUGUUAAAUUCUGGAAAACAUAACUUAACAUACUCUAGAACAUUUUGUAGUUGGAAAGUCAGAGCAUCUAGUUGUAGCUCAGAUCACAAUUGUUUAGUAUACCAAAAUGAGGUGAAAUGCCUAGGUCAGAAUCCAUCCAUCAAAAGAGGGUAUAAUUCACUUAUUAAUGAACCUGAAAAAUCUUAUCGGAAAAGAAGACAGUACACAAAUUCUUGCUCAUCUGAUGAAAGCUUACAUAGACAUAAUUGUUUAACUGAACAGCAUUUGAAACCAACAAGAACUUUGACUAAACCCUAUAAGCCUAAGAAGAAACGAAGAAGGAAAAGAACAAGACUUCCUUCUGGAUUUAGAGACCAGGAGCUUAAAAAGAAAUUCAAUUACAGCUGCUUGAAAAAAAAAUCUUUGUCAAAUAAUCUGAGUGAGUUAAUAACCCAGGAAGAAACAAAAGAAGCAAAACGACAACCCAUUGUUGACUUUGCACAAAAUAUGGAACAAACAGAGGCAGAGGAGAACAAGUUGACUCUGAACUCUUCUGAUUUCAUUCCUCCAGAAACUAACAGAGAAAUUGAAUAUAUGCAAAUGGAGAAUAUUCCAGGUAAAUUUUCAGAAACUUUUAAACAUUCUCCAGACUCUGUGUUUGAAUCUAGCAUGCUAAAAGUACCUACUGAGAACAUGAUGGAGCAAAAAGAAAAACAUGAAAGUGAAAACCUUCCUCCUUUGAAAUUGCCUAACAUUGAAAGAAGUUUUGGUCCACCACCACCCAAAUCCUAUCUUUGCCAUUAUGAACUUGCUGAGGCCCUCCCUCAAGAGAAGAUGAAUGAAGCAGCAAGUGAAUGGCUUAGGUAUAAUUCAGGAAUCCUUAACAACCAACCACCAUUACCAUUCAAAGAAGCACAUAUUAAUGGUCAUACUUUUUUAACUACAGAGCAGAUCCUUGCACCGUUAGCCUUGCCAGAUCAAACGUUAUUGUUCCCUCUAGAAAAUCAUGAAAAAUUCAAAGAUCUGCCAUGUGAGGCAUACCAGCACAUCAUGCCCCCAAACCUGCUGCCUACCAAGGUCAAGUUGACCUUUGCUCCACCUGCCCUGCAGUCAGCUAGUCCACCUCUUCAGCCUUUGCCUUUGCAGCAGCCCCUGUGUUCUACCUCGGUUACCACUAUCCACCAUACAGUUUUGCAGCAACAUGCUGCUGCAGCUGCAGCUGCAGCUGCCGCAGCUGCUGCUGCAGGAACCUUCAAAGUGCUGCAGCCCCACCAACAGUUUCUCUCACAAGUUCCUACUCUCACCAGAACACCUUUACCUCAGUUUUCAGUAGGACCCAGACUUUGCCCUGCGGGUCACACAACUUUUGUUGCACCUCCUCAGUUGCCUAUCAUUCCAUCUUCAGUUCUUCAUCCCAGCCAUCUGGCUUUUCCACCUUUGCCUCAUGCCCUUUUCCCUUCCCUGCUUUCACCCCAUCCCACUGUUAUUCCUCUGCAACCUCUCUUUUAGUCAUUAAUCAGAGGGGGGAAAGGAAUAUCUAAGUGAAAGCUACUCCUAUGUAUGUAAGUGCUCAUUUCACUUGAAAAUUGGCUCUGUAAAAGAUGGAAGUCAACAGGCUUAAAUAAGGUCUCAUUAAUUUGAAAUCAUUUACUGUAAGUGUAAUGAUGCAAAUGUAUCCUUAAUGUUCUUACCCAUGAUAUAAUUAAAGCACUGAAUAGUCAUAAACUAAUAUGAACUAUAUACUGUAUAUUAAACUGUCUUAGAUGAUGUAUAAUGUACAUAAAAUAUAUUUAUAGUACUGUAAUUUAUGUUGUAAAGUACUCUUUUGUUUUUUAAUCUUUGUGUACUUGCACCUAUUUAAUGUUUAGAAAGCGGAUGCACUAUGUUUUGUACUAUGUUCCUUAAAACUGUAAAUCCAGUGACGAAAUAUCUCUUGCAAUAAAUUUUUGUUAACUA
This is a messenger RNA of Antechinus flavipes (yellow-footed antechinus), 4095 nucleotides long. It is a transcript of the gene ZNF804A, whose product is annotated as zinc finger protein 804A. The record is from RefSeq and is a predicted model, not a curated record. The transcript is spliced from 4 exons. Lineage: Eukaryota; Metazoa; Chordata; Mammalia; Dasyuromorphia; Dasyuridae. The coding region runs from base 4 to 3648 and encodes 1214 amino acids. Gene Ontology annotation, cellular component: nucleus.